CACUUCUUGCACAUAAACAGUGAAAAUUACAAUAUAAAGGACCUAUUAUACCUUCUUUUGGAGUAACAUUAGUGCUAGUGAAAGGCUUCCCUACUUUUUAAAGCUAAGAAGACACAUUUUCUGCAGGUAAACCAAAAGCUUUCAGUGAAGCCUGGCCAGUCUCCUGUAUUUAAAAGGACUGGGAACUUGAGGGAAGUGAUACAGUGGUUGGGAUGAGCUGGAGCUAGUCCCCUGCACAGAGGAAACAUUUCCUGUUGUUCUGCAUUUGCUGGUUAUUCAGUCUGGACCACUCUUCUGAUGCCAAUGUAUUUACAGAACUUCCCCAAAUGAAACAGUCCUUUGGAUAUGAUUGCACGAACUGAAGUAACAACUACACAUCGAUAACUUCUCUCACUGAAAGCCACUGGAUGCUGUCUUUUUGCCUGGUCAGAAGCGGUUACAUUUUGCUUAACUGUUUGGGAAGAUUAGUUUCAUUAAAAAGAUGGCUGAAGAAGAAAAAAUCUCUCUAAAGAAAGCAAUUCAGUUUGGUAUUUAUGUAUAUAUUCCAGCAGUAAAACUAUGCAACAGAAAUGAAAAUGCCCCUAAAAGUUAUUAUGCUUGUUGUUUAGACAACAUGCAAAUACAACAUAUGUGACUGGUCCAUCAUAAAAAAAGCUGCAACACAAAUGGAGAGCUGACUGUCAAAUAGCCAUCAGGAAAGCCAUACACUCAAACUUACCUUCGUUAACUGUAAGCCUAACAGCCUGUUGCAAUAAGAUGAUCAUGUUAGCUUCCAAACACAAGGAUUUCUGCAUUCCCCAGCUACAAGAAAUCUUUCCUUAAAUUUGAUAUUUAAUUUCCUUAUCUUAGUGUUUGAUCUAAUCAGCAAUUAAAUUUGAAAGAGCAUCCCUAAAGAGAGCAUGUCAGUUAAAAGUAUACAUAGUAACAACAAGAAGAAUGAAAAGUUUAGCUCCCUCAGGAGUAAGGUACUCAUUUGCAACUUAGGAAUAAUCUUAAUAUACAGUUCAAAUGACAAAUGAAAUGGGCCGCAAAGAAACACGGUACUUACAGACUUUAAAUUGCGAUUCAAUGGCCCAGCAAAACAUGAAAAUGCGUCCAGUGCUACUGAAAAGGAAUAGUCUAGAUUCUGCUGAUUUUAUGAGAGAGCCACACCACCGCAGGACCAAAUCUCAGCAAGUCCGAUUCAAGGAUGAUGGUGUGAACACAAAGUCAGAACUGGAUACUAAUCCUGCCCAAGAUAUAGCAUCCACAACUGGAAAAACAGAAAUAUUUUGGGAUCACAGCUUUUUGCUGCAUCACUCUCCAUCUUUUCCAAGGGCUCAAAAAGGGUUUCGGAAUAUUGCCAUACAAACAUCUCCUAGCCUCAGGAAACACUUCCCGGUUUUUAAAAAGAAAAAGUUGACAGUAAGUAAAUCAUUAACAGAAAUGCCAAUGGAGCCUGCAAAUUCUAUCCAAGUAAACGGCAAUCUUUCUGAACAAGACAUGUCUUCAGACCUCUGUUACUUAAGAAUAACUAAUCAUUUGGAAGAUGGAUUUAGGAAUAGUGAUGUGGAUGGUCAGUUAAGUCAAAGACCAUCAAAAGCACAAAGCAAUGGACCUAUCCAUUCAGAUGAUUUCUCAGUAUCAGAGAAGACAACUGUUUCCACACAGGUGCCUGAAUACAUACAUGUGAGUUUUCCACAGGACAGCAAUGCUUCCAUGGAUGCACCAGACACAACUGCAAAUUUAAGUAAUUCACUGCAUUCUUCUACUGUCAUAAAUAGCAAUGAAAAUAAUGACAACAGCACACUGUCAUCUAAUUCUGAGAAAGCAUACCCUUGCCUAAGCAAUUUUAUUAGCUGCAGCGAAUGUAAUCCUCAUUCUGACUCUUGCGAAGCAGAUAAAAGUGAUUCUGAGUCGCUGGUAGCCAGCAAAGAUGCAAGCAGUAAGGAAACUACUCCAUUAUCACCUCCAUCAAAUCACAGCUCAUCUCCUUGCUUCCUCAGAGACUAUCAACAGGCAGGAGAGCACAGAACAGAUUCCAGCUGUGUGACAUUAACAAAUGAUGAUCACACAAUAAUGUCAUUGACCAGCAGUAAUGCAUCAAAAUCUUUUCUGUCAUGUAAGACUGAAACCAAGAAAAAUUCUACCCAGUCAGAUGUUUCCCAGUGUAACAGCUGUUUAGAAGGAUUUCACAUAAAGUCUUAUCUGCCAAGGAAUGAAACAAAACCACAAACCAACAAAGAGAUUAGUGAAAUAAAUAAAAUUCAUUUGGCACAUGGAGAACUCUGUGCCCUACAAGGCAGGCUGCAGUCUGUAGAGGAAUCCUUGCAGUCGAAUCAGGAGAAGAUUAAAGUCCUUUUGAAUGUAAUCCAAGACCUGGAAAAAUCCAGAGCCCUCAGUGAAGGGCGUAACUUCUAUCACACUGGGCAAGACCUCAACAACUGCAGCACCUGUCAGAACACCGCAUGUAUCAUUUACAGUGUAGAAUAUGACUUCAGACAACAAGAAGGAAGAUUUCAUCAGAUUUUGAAAACACUGGAUCAUGCAGAGCAAAAUUCAGCUUCAGCUUCACCUCAGAAGCAACCAUCUGAUCAUCCAGCUCCCGAGAAAAAGGAGUUAAGGAGAAAAACAAAAAAGGUGAAAAGAAAAUGCUUCUGGUGGAUUUGACUUCCUUAUGGAUCCUUUUACAUUUCAAAAGACUCUAGAACAUUAAGACAUUUGAAAGCACACACCUGAAAGUGUGCUAUUACAAAACCACAAAGCUAAAGAAUGUUUAAUUAGAGUAUCUGAAAAAUCAAAAGAAUUGAAUUUACUUAAAUCAUCUCACUGAAUAAAGGUGCAUGGAGAUACUAUUUUCAAAAAGAAAAUGUUACUUUCAAAAUGAAGCUUUCUCAUUUUUUCCGAGGAUACUUUCAUAUGCUUUGUAAAGACCUUUUUUUCAAAUUACCAAAAAUAAUGAGGUUUAAAUCUCUACCUUAAAAAACAAUGGUAGACAAAGCUAGGAGUGUCACCAAGUCUUCAUUUCCUAUUUAUAAGCACCGUGGACAAAGAACUUCACUGAUGUUUAAACAAACCACAUAAUCAAGAACAAAUUCAGGGGCAUCUACAUUGUUCAAAAAAAUCUCAAAGGAGGCAACUACAGCUAUUACACAUUCCCACCAAAAUAUUAUUGUUGCUGUCAUCUAACAUUUAACAACAACAACAAAAAAAGAAUUUCAGGGUAAGUUUUAACUCUGUCCUUUUAUUGGUUCAGUUUAAAAAGCAACCAUUUAGCAUUUUCAGCCAUUUAACAGACUUCUCUGGAAAGAAUCACAGAAUCAUAAAACAAGAGAAUAUCUCAGUAAUUCUAGUUUUAAGCCCCUAAUCAAGCAAGGUCCAAUAGGUGAACUUGAGUUUCAAGUAUCUCCAAAUACAUGAAUCCAUAAUCACUUGGGGCAAGUUUUUCCCCCAAAUUUUCCAAAUUUUUUCUUAACAUCUAGCCUGAAUUUCCUAUGUUGUAACUCGUGCCCAUUACAUCUUGCCUUAUCCAAAUACACCUUCAAGAAGAAUUAGACAGAUAAUAAGACCUCUCUCCAAAGCCUUCACUUCUUGAAGACAACAAAACCAAUUUUCACUGCUUCUGUUUACAUGUCAUGUGCUGCAGCCCACAGUCAUCUUGGUGGUCACUCUCCAGUAAAUUGGUGACUUUCAUCUACCUGGAAGCCUAAAACUGGACACAAUGCCUCAGAUGUCAUCAUGCAAUUACUGAAUAGGGGGGAUUAACAACUUCAGCUACUGUCCUUCUAAACCACGUGCCCAUUUUGUCCAUUUAAGAUCUGAAUCACUAUACCAAAAUAUCCCAAGAUGCGAGUUUUUUGGCCUUAAGAUAUAAGUUGAUAUAUGAAACAAAAUUGAUCAUAAAACCAAUAUUUAAUGAACCUAUCUGUAUUAUAUAAAAAAAUUUUACUUGCUGAAAUGAUUUUAGCAUGUGUCAAUGCAGGUAGUUCCUUUCUUCAAAACAGCUGAAUAAUCAGCUAGCACAGGGUAUGCCCAUGUAACCCAGUUUAGGGUCGAUGAUAUUAUUACUUUGAUCAUGAAAACACAAUCACCUUUCAGAUGGGGGGCAGAGGGGAAAAGGUUUUGCAAAGCAAGUUUAAAGGGCACACUGUAAAGCCCAAAUAAUGUAUUUUAUGUUUAGUGGAAUGUACUGCAGACUUUUCUUAGAAGUGACUCCGGUUAAUUAGUUCCAAUGGUGCCAGGGUAAUCCAGGGAUUAACCACUGGAUCCUAUUUUUCUAAAUCAUAUUGUAUUAAUUUUGCAAUGUUAGUUAAAAAUUUAUGUACAUUUUCUAUACACUUCUGUGUUCCUUAAAUUCUUGGGUUUAACUACACAUUUAAAAACACAUUAAAAACAAUUUUUCACAGAAGAAUUUUGUCUGGAAGAACUAAGGUUUUUUACAAAACUUGUCUUCAUUUCAAAUGGAGUAUGCUAUGUGACAUGGCUUUAUUUAUCAAAAUUCCAAAGGACUAACACUUUAAAAAAAUAUUUCCAUGUUAAAUUCAAUCAGUGUAGAAAUGACAAGCACAAAAUUAUCAUUAUUUUAGAGGCUUUUCAGAGGAAAAGCCUUAUAUAAUUUUUACUAGCAAAAAAGAUGCCAUUGGUGAGACAGAAAAGCUCUUCAGUAAUAAUUUGUGGGUACAACAAAGGUAAGAAUUAAAUUAUUAUAUCAGAACACAUCAUUAUAUUACACUGAAAUACGUGUACUGCUUAUGCUGGUAUGACAUCCGCAUUCCUAUUUUGCAUUUGUCUCUGAUAUAAUGAAAGUUUUAUUAGUGUGUAAAUGUUUCUUGUGUAUUAAAAUAACAUUUUAAAAUUAAUAUCCUCUGUGGUAAAGGUAUAAUAAUAAGCAAUACUAACAGGCAUAACACUAGCAAAACCAGUAAUUUUUUUUUCUGUAGUAAACUAAUUUUCAGCAAUUUGUUAUUAUAUGAAAGCAAUCUUUUUGUGUUUCUUUUUGUUAAUCAGCAG
This is a messenger RNA of Athene cunicularia (burrowing owl), 4989 nucleotides long. RefSeq names its product inhibitory synaptic factor family member 2B (gene INSYN2B). NCBI's taxonomy places the organism in Eukaryota, Metazoa, Chordata, Aves, Strigiformes, Strigidae. The record is from RefSeq and is a predicted model, not a curated record. Gene Ontology annotation, cellular component: postsynaptic density. The transcript has 5 exons. Gene Ontology annotation, biological process: inhibitory postsynaptic potential. The coding region runs from base 1009 to 2649 and encodes 546 amino acids.